This is a messenger RNA of Macrosteles quadrilineatus (aster leafhopper), 666 nucleotides long. RefSeq lists its product as uncharacterized. NCBI's taxonomy places the organism in Eukaryota, Metazoa, Arthropoda, Insecta, Hemiptera, Cicadellidae. Bases 1 to 666 code for a protein of 221 amino acids. The transcript is spliced from 3 exons. The record is from RefSeq and is a predicted model, not a curated record.
AUGGGAGACAAGAACACAACCAUGGGACUGUUCUUCUCGCUGAAGCCGUCGCUGAUGAUGGUGAAGACGUCACCGCUGGCCGAGGUGCCCGAGGUGGAGGUGGAGGAGGAGGUAGAGCCUCCGCCCUCCAGUGCCAGGCUGAGGUCACGACGGAGGUCCAGUAUGAGUGACCUGGACACGCUGCGGAGCCCGCGGACGAUGCCUGACCGCAAACUGGGGUUGGCCGGUUCCGGUGCUCUAACAGGCAGUUUCGGCGACCUCAUGAAUCUCAAGAAGUACUCCGGCCACGGCGUCCAAUCGUCCAGCAUGGAGUCGGUGAUCGCGCGGACUUUACCUCUGUCUACCGUCACUUCCCCCGGGCCCGUGCCCGUCCCUAGGACCAGGAAGUUGCCCCUUACACCCCCCGGGCCACCACCCAACGCUCGUCGACCCCUCACCUGCAGCCAGCGCGCCGAGAGGUUCAGCAGACUCCUGGACAAACAGAAGACCAUCCCCAGCGUGUGUCUGGUGCGAGUCCGGACUUUGGUUUCGACUUGCUUUCAGUUAAGGCUCUUUUCAGACUGGACCACCAUGGUGGAGACACCGGUGGUGUUACUAUGGUGGCCAGUCAAAUGUGCGUGGGUCACCAGCUCAGCCAAAAGUGCAGCCACCCAGCUCAAAGUUUAA